Corylus avellana is the source of this 731-nucleotide messenger RNA. It is a transcript of the gene ADF11, whose product is annotated as actin depolymerizing factor 11. The record is from RefSeq and is a predicted model, not a curated record. Gene Ontology annotation, cellular component: actin cytoskeleton. Gene Ontology annotation, biological process: actin filament depolymerization. NCBI's taxonomy places the organism in Eukaryota, Viridiplantae, Streptophyta, Magnoliopsida, Fagales, Betulaceae. Gene Ontology annotation, molecular function: actin binding.
CUCUCAACCCCACCCCCAACUCUCUUCUAUCAAAUCCAGGCCUCUCCUUUGUCUCUUUUCUCUUUGUUUCAGAUCACUCAGCUCUCUCUCAUUUUCCCAAAUCUCUCCUUAGAGGAUAUCAUGGCGAAUUCGUCGUCUGGAAUGGCUGUGCAUGAUGAAUGCAAGCUCAAGUUCUUGGAGCUAAAAGCAAAGAGGAACCAUCGGUUCAUCGUGUUUAAGAUUGAGGAGAAGAUCCAACAGGUGGUCGUGGAAACGGUUGGGAGUCCUGAUGAAACCUAUGAUGAUUUCACUGCCUCCAUGCCGGCCGACGAGUGCCGUUAUGCCGUCUUCGAUUUUGAUUUCACAACCAAUGAGAAUGUCCAGAAAAGCAAAAUUUUCUUCAUUGCAUGGUCACCUGACACGUCGAGGGUAAGGAGUAAGAUGCUUUAUGCAAGCUCCAAGGACAGAUUCAGGAGAGAAUUAGACGGCGUUCAAGUUGAGUUGCAGGCAACCGAUCCCAGCGAGAUGAGCUUGGAUAUCAUUAAAGGCCGAGCUCUCUAAUUCCCUAUUAUACAAAUCAAUCUGUUCCUCUUUUCGGGGGGUUUUUUUUUUGUUUAAUUUUUUUCUUUUGCUUUACUUAAUCUUUGUUUGGAUUUAAAUCUUAAUGUUUAAUGGGAUUUCUUGUAAUACAUGCUGGAGUUUAAUUUGUCGCAUGUUGGAUUUUCUUGUAUUCCAAUAUAAUUCUCGUACCC